This is a messenger RNA of Setaria italica (foxtail millet), 1000 nucleotides long. RefSeq names its product formin-like protein 3. The coding region runs from base 1 to 579 and encodes 192 amino acids. The record is from RefSeq and is a predicted model, not a curated record. NCBI's taxonomy places the organism in Eukaryota, Viridiplantae, Streptophyta, Magnoliopsida, Poales, Poaceae. The transcript is spliced from 3 exons.
AUGCCGAUAGCAGUUGCGGUGGUGUUGCUAGGAGCCAAGGAUCAGAAAGUGCCGCCCCUAUCGCAACAUCUCCCGAUCCAAUACGCCUCGCCGCCGCCACCUCGCCUACGCCAUCGUUCCCGGCAUCGCCUCCAAAUCGAGGCGCCGUCCGUCUCCUCGAACCCCGCCGCCGCCGCCGCCGCCGUCGUCGCCAGCACGCAGACCCCGGCGCCGCUGUCGUCUCCAGCGCCUAUCGCGGCGGCGCCGUCUUCUCUAGCGCCUACCCCGCCGCCGUCUCCUCCAACCAGGCGCUGCCGUGUCCUCCAGCCCGGCGCACAGGCCUUCGCACCCCAGCCCGGCGUCGCCGUCGCCCCCAACCAGCCGCCGUCGUCUCCUCCAGCCCGACGUCGCCAUCGUCUCCUCCAGCCCGGCGCCGCCAUCAUCUCCUCCAAACCGCUGCCGCUGUCUGGUGGAGGACACGCCGCCCCUUCACCGCCUCCUCGCCACCUGACAACAGAGAUGGCUGUAUACCAAUAUUUAUUGUUAAACAUGGCAGCAGCAAAAAUUCUGUGGCAAGAACAGCACAGAUCAAGCAGCUAAUAGGAAGCUAAUAUCCUGUACCAGCAAAUUGGAGAGCAUCACCCAUCACACUUACGGGGGAAGAAGAAGAAAAACUCACAGGAUGUCGCUAGCCUACCACUGAGUCACCGCCGCUGAAGACUCCAUGGACACAUGAACAAUCUGGAGGAGCACCAACUUGUCCCAUCGCCGAGACAUGGUAGUGCAGGUCUACAGGAUGCAGAGCACCUAUUCAUGGUACCCUUAUAUUUUGUAUAAAGAUCCUUCAUGUCCUUUCUCUCAGAAUUCGAGUCUCUAUAUUUAGCUUCAAGUUCUUCAGUAGUGUUGUCCAUUUCACAGCAAAAUUCCCAUUUGCAAUUUUUUUCACUCAUUACCUGUUGCAUAAGAGAUAAUAAUUAAAUGUGAUAUUGUACAUGAAGCUUAUUCAAUUUACAGGAAGUCC